CUCUGAUGAUGUCAAUGGCUGGGCGGUCAUUGUCAUGCCGUGCUUAAAAGCUGAAGAGAAACCUCCGUGGAGUCAUCGCAGUUAAGACGAUGAAGAAUUUGGUUCUGCCUGCCACUCUGCUGGCUUUGGUGUGCGUGUGUGAGGGCGUGACCUUCGGGCAGAUAUGCCAGGGGAACCCCAAUAACGCCAGGAGAGGGUCAGACCGGUGGGGUGAAGGCUACUACGGAGCAUCACGGGGGGGCAGGAGCCACCAAGGUCUAGACAUCAAUUGUGAAGACGGCUCGGUGGUCUACGCUCCAUUUGAUGUCACUCUCAACGGGAAAGUCAUUGUCUAUACUGACCCCACGAAGGAGGCCAUCAACAACGGCAUCAACAUGCAGGGCGAAGGUCUUUGCUUCAAAUUCUUCUACGUGAGGCCGGAUAAGGUUAGCGGAACGGUGAAUAAGGGCCAGCGUCUGGGCGUCAUGAUGAACAUGCAGAGCGUCUACCCGGGAAUCACCUCGCACGUGCACGUGCAAAUGUGCGACAAGAGUGAUCCCACAGGUUACUUCUGAGAAUCUGAGCAAUUUAUCUCAUACUCCGCCAUUGACAGCGAUAGACGUCCAAUCCAUUUUGGAGUGACAGCGAGGACCAAAAGUGGUAUUUGCCAUUUGGCAAAAUCGAUUUUGCCAUGUGGCCUUUUUUUUGCCAUGUGGCAAAAAUUUUUUGCCAUGUGGCCUUUUUUUUUGCCAUGUGGCAAAAUUUUUUUGCCAUGUGGCAUUUUUUUUGCCAUGUGACAAAAAAAAUUUGCCAUGUGGAAUUUUUUUUUGCCAUGUGGCAAUUUUUUUUGCCAUGUGGCAUUUUGUUUUUUUGCCAUGUGGCAUUGUUUUGCCAGGUAGCAAACUUUUUUUGCCAAGUGGCAAAAAAAAAUUGCCAUGUGGCAUUUUUUUUUUGCCAAGUGGCAAAAAAAAAAUUGCCAUGUGGCAUUUUUUUUUGCCAUGUAGCAAACAUUUUUUGCCAUGUGGCAAUUUUUUGUGCCAUGUGGCAAAAUUUUUUUGCCAUGUGGAAUUUUUUUUGCCAUGUGGCAAAAUUUUUUGCCAUGUGGCAUUUUUUUGCCAAGUGGCAAAAAAAAAUUGCCAUGUGGCAUUUUUUUUGCCAUGUAGCAAACAUUUUUUGCCAUGUGGCAAUUUUUUGUGCCAUGUGGCAAAAUUUUUUUGCCAUGUGGCAUUUUUUUUUGCCAUGUAGCAAACAUUUUUUGCCAUGUGGCAAUUUUUUGUGCCAUGUGGCAAAAUUUUUUUGCCAUGUGGAAUUUUUUUUGCCAUGUGGCAAAAAUUUUUGCCAUGUGGCAUUUUUUUGCCAAGUGGCAAAAAAAAAUUGCCAUGUGGCAUUUUUUUUGCCAUGUAGCAAACAUUUUUUGCCAUGUGGCAAUUUUUUGUGCCAUGUGGCAAAAUUUUUUUGCCAUGUGGAAUUUUUUUUGCCAUGUGGCAAAAUUUUUUGCCAUGUGGCAUUUUUUUGCCAUGUGGUAUUUUUUUGCCAUGUAGCAAAAUUUUUUUGCAAUGUGGCAAAAAAUGUUUGCCAUGUAGCAAAAAAAUUUUGCCAUGUGGAAUUUUUUUGUUGCCAUGUGGCAUAAAUUUUUUGCCACAUGGCAAAUAAAUACCACAUGGUAAAAACCACUUUUGGUUUUUGGCCCUGCUGCCAUUUUGAUUUGGAGGGCAGAAAUUGUUCAUUCAUCUUUAACCCUUAGCAGCUAAUAAGUUAAUGAAAUCAUAUAGCAAAUUAAGUGAAUUUAAUGACAAAAAGGCACAUAAUAUGAGCAUUUUUGGAUUAGCGCUAUACAUUUUAACAGCAAACAAGUUCAAAAUUUACUUGGUUAUUUUUUUAGAACAGCCUAUCGUUGUACAGUGUACACUUUUUGAAUGGGACCAAUAAAGAUGUCAUGGCAUUAAUGUCUG
Corythoichthys intestinalis (scribbled pipefish) is the source of this 1931-nucleotide messenger RNA. It is a transcript of the gene lect2.1, whose product is annotated as leukocyte cell derived chemotaxin 2, tandem duplicate 1. The record is from RefSeq and is a predicted model, not a curated record. Bases 90 to 554 code for a protein of 154 amino acids. The transcript has 4 exons. Lineage: Eukaryota; Metazoa; Chordata; Actinopteri; Syngnathiformes; Syngnathidae.